AUGGCCCCGCUGGGCCCCCGCGUGAUGGUGGUGAUGGCGGUGGCGACCCUCGGGGGAGCCAAGGAGGUGGGCGUGGUGAGGUUCCAGACGGGCAGCGUGGCCACUACAGAGUCACUGCUGGACACGGGCCUCGGAGCUCUCCCCACGCUGCGCCAGGCAACGCUGUUGCUGCACCUGAAACUCCGUCGCUUCACCUCACACAUCCCCCUGAUCAACUACGCCGUGGAGGACGCGAACGAGGAGCUCUUUGUGGAGCUGGUGCCCAAGAAGAAGAACAUGCACGUGCAGUGUUGCGGCGGCAUGAUCUCCCAGGCCAUCAAGUUCACUCCCAAGAUGUUCCGAUGGCAACACAUAUGUGUGUCCCUCAACCUGGACACCCGUGUGUUGUACGUCAUCCUCGACGACCUGGUGUGUGUGAGAGAGAGAGAGAGAGAGAGAGAGAGAGAGAGAGAGAGAGAGAGAGAGAGAGAGAGAGAGAGAUCUGUACAUUAUAGGGCCCAGAGUAUUCUUACUUACACGCGUAGCUGCUUCAAGCACAGCACCGGCACUGCAUCUAGAGUGUGUCUUUUAUCCCUUCAGGAGUACCGAAUCGACCUCAAAAUGCCUGGUCCAGGCAUGAGCUCGAGAACUCGGCUGGAGGUGGUCGGCGGCGGCCGUUUGGUGGUGGGCCAGAAGCUGUACUCCCUUGCCGGGGACUUCGUCGUGCUGGAGACCCUGGACGGCGAGGUGGGUGACUGGCGGCUGUACGACACGGCCCUCGAGCCCGUCCAGAUGAAGGAGCUGCUCGCCUGCCGCGAAGUCAGUGACCUGCGGGCGCCGAUAAUCGACUUGGGAAGCGGCCACUUCAAGGUGCUGGGCCACACCACCAGGCGCAACAUAACGCUGGCCGAGAUCUGCAGCGACAGGGUCUCGGGCUUCUACCUGUUCUUCCCGCAGAAGACGGCGUUCAGCAAAGCUUUCUCCUGGUGCCGCAAGCUCAAGGGCAACCUCAUCCUGCCGCAGGAAAACGUCACCAACGCCUACUUAUUUGACCGCUUUGUCAGCUACAAGGACGAGUGUGACGACAUCUGGUCGCACCUCUUCUGGAUCGGCUCCCGCGGGAACCUGACGAGCCUCAAGUGGCAGCGGGUGACGGACGGCGAGCUCGUCACGUGGCACCCCUUCCUGAGGGAGUACCAAAUCGUCACGCAGGAGUUCCAGUGCAUCGCCGUGGUCACCCACGACCCCUACAAGUGGGCGGCGUGCCCCUGCGACAUCGAGAUGUGUGUCGUCUGCAACUUUACCACCCACCCAGAAAUGCGGCUGCGCGGCCUCUGCAGGGACUCCAUCUUCGACAGACUCUUAUCCUUCCGCGACAACAAGGACUACAAGCUGACCUUCGACGGCCUGGCCCACGUGAUGAUGGAGGAGCAGAACGGCACGUGGGUCAUGCGGAGCCGCCUCUACCCAACCCUGAGGGCCCGCAUGGUGGCCCAGUGGGUGGGGCAGUACCCGGUGGGCGUCCACAAGUGGCUCAUCGAGGGUGACAGAUGCCGCCAGAGUGAGGUUGAGCUGCUGCUGACGUCUUGCCACAACAACGAGUACACAUGCAAUGACGGGUCGUGCAUCCAGAAGACCCGCCGCUGUGACCUGAGCGUGGACUGUGACGACCAGAGCGACGAGAUGGACUGCUCGGUGGUGGACGUACCCAAGGGCUAUGCCGCCCAGCUGCCGCCGCCCACCUACAAGGGCACGUCGCUGCCCAUCUUCUUCGCCAUCAACAUCACUUCGGUGAGGAGGUUCGACUUGGCGUCCUUCACCAUCGCCAUCGACGCGUACAUGAGGAUGCAGUGGAGGGACCGCCGCCUCCAGUACAACAACCUGCUGGCCAACCUGCGGGCCAACAAGCUGCGGGAGUGGCGGGAGGUGUGGACGCCGCAACUGGAGGUGGAGGACGGUACUAAGAGCGCCGUGGAAGCAACGACACACUCUCGCGCAGCCUACGUGGUGCAGAACUCUCUGCCGCUGCCCGACGAUGACACCACCAUCAGGGAAGACGUCGACUACAGCGGCGAAGACAACCCGCUGGUGUACGUGGACGAGGCGACGCUCACCUUCAAGUGUUAUUUUGAGCUCAUGAUGUACCCGUUCGACCGCCAGCGCUGCUCCAUUAGGUUCAAGAUCCAGGACCUGACGGAGGAGUUCGGAGUGCUGGUGCAGGACGGGCCGGGUGUGUCAUAUAUUGGGUCGAGGCGCCUCCUAGAGUACACCCUCUACACCGAGUCCUACAAAAACUACACCCUCGAUGAGAUCAGUCACGUCCAGAUCAGUCUUGAGUUCCGCAACCAGUACAGUUACUACAUCAGCAAUACCUUCCUGCCCAGCCUCAUCCAGGUGAUCAUCGCCCUGGUGACGCUGCACUUCGAUCUGGCGGACUUCCAGGACCGAAUCAUGGUAUCCCUGACGUCCCUCCUUGUGCUGGCGACCUUCUUCACGCAGACCAGCCAGAACAUCCCCAAGACCUCCUACCUCAAGCUCAUCGACGUGUGGUUCGUGGCGCUCAUCUUCGGGGACUUCUGUAUCAUCAUGUCGCUGGUGUACGUGGAGACCCUGAGACUGAAGGAGACACAGCAGGUCGGGGGCAGCAUCAAGGUCUUCCCCUACGUCCCCGGCAGCAGCAAUAAGCCCAUGCCCUACGCCUUCGAGUCUAAGGCCGCGCGGUGCAAUAGAAUGUUCAUAAAACUGUUCAGGGGAGCCAUUGCGAUCAUGCUCCUGUGUUUCGUGCCCACUUGUAUGCAGGCUAUACUGGCACCUUGAGGCAGUAGUAGUAGUAGUAGUAGUAGUACGGUAACUCUCGAUUUACGCGAGUAUUGUGUCCUUGAAGAGGUGGCGUAAAUCAAAAACAAUGUAGUAAAUCAAACAAGAGGUAGGUUUGUACCUUUAUUGCCUACUGUAUCACUCUGACUCCUCUCCCUCUCGUGGCUCCUCCUCUGGCUGCCCUUCCCCUCGUGGUAGCACAGCAGCGAGGGUGUUGUUGUUGUUGUUGAGUAGCGUGGCAGCGUGGCUACUGUAUUGUUGUUCAAGUGGCGCGCGGGAAGAACUGAGCUCAGCUGUGUGGCCGCGGCGCCGUGUGAGUCCAGUUGCGUGAGACAUCUGGUGGCCACUCCAUAAAAUAUCGCGUAUAAGUGAAAAAUACGUGAAAAAUAAACGUUUAUUUGGAUUUUAAACACAGAGUUAUUUAAAAAAACGCGUAAACAAAAUUUGCGUAAAUCGAGUGUUACCUGUAGUAGUAGUAGUAGUAGUAGUAGUAGUAGUAGUAGUAGUUGUAGUAGCAGCACCAAAGAAUUGUUGACGGAAGGAGUAAUGAAGCACCACUAACCUAACCUGUCCUCAGAGAAUGUUCAGUGACAAGGCAACAGUCAAUAUAGGAAUCAUAGGUCCAUAUUCUUCACCUUAUCAAGCUCCCAUUAUGACUAUUCUCCAAGGCCAUAGAGAAGGUUAACCAGGUUUCCAUGGGUCAUUCUACUCCAUUCAAGAUGCAGAGGGAGGGUAAAACUGUCCUUGGGGUCACAAAACAGUCCAUGAAAUUCCCAGGAACUUAUACAACGAGAGGCUUUUCAA
Molecule: messenger RNA, 3600 nt
Organism: Eriocheir sinensis (Chinese mitten crab)
Lineage: Eukaryota; Metazoa; Arthropoda; Malacostraca; Decapoda; Varunidae
Exons: 10
Biological process (GO): chemical synaptic transmission; nervous system process; regulation of membrane potential
Cellular component (GO): neuron projection; synapse; membrane
Molecular function (GO): transmembrane signaling receptor activity; protein binding; neurotransmitter receptor activity
Source: RefSeq, a predicted model, not a curated record